CGUGGGAAUUUCAAUGCGAGGGCGAGAGAGGCGGUGUGGCGGCGAACGCAUAAACAGACGGCGGAGAGAGCGCAGAGGUAGCGAGAAGACAGCGCAGAGACAGCGAGGAGAGGGCGGAGACAGCGGAGAGAGAGAGGGGAGAUAGAGAGCGGAGAGAGAGCGAAGAGAGAGAAGCUUCCCGCCCUUCGCUGCAGCUCGCUCACAACAAGCUUCACUAAACCACCGCGGCUUUAUCGGCCACCGCCAAGUCAAGCGCCGCGUUCCUCCUUCUCUCUCUCGUCCGCUAACGCCGGGCCCGUGUGGCGAGUGAGCAGGAGAUGUCGGAUCCGCAGGGCGAUGCGCAGCCUAAGGACAAGGAGAACCAGCGAGUACCGCUGGAACAGAUUGAAGAGGCCAAGCUGAGAGCCAAGUACCCCCAGCUGGGACCGAAGACUGGGGGCUCUGCCUUCCUCAUGAAGCGUCUACACAAAGGGCAACAAAAGUACUUCGACUCCGGCGACUACAACAUGUACAAGGCGAACCAGAAGAAUAAAGCGGUGGCGGCUGCGGCGGCGGCGGCCGCAAACAGCGAGCCUGCGUGCGACGCCGGGCCCGAGAAGGAGCCCGUAACGGGAGACCACAUCCCCACGCCGCAGGAUCUGCCACAGCGCAAGCCCUCGCUGGUCGCCAGCAAGCUGCUGGGUUGAACGCACCACGUGCUGCCGCCUCGCCUCGCCCGCCCGCCCCACGCACGCACACUCUCACUCGCUCGUACCCUCGUCUGCCCCCCAUCUGACUCGCGAGGCUUUGGGGUUUACUGUAGGAUGCUAGGGGUGUUGAAACUCGCGCGCGCACGCACACCAUUGCAUACAACCGUCCCGUUUGGACGUCCCCUGUCUACUCGAUACAGGUUGUAGGGGAUAAAUGUGCUGCACACGAGUACACACUGGUACAUAGGUGCUUAUACACGUGUGUACCCCACGUGCAAGUGUGUACUGCACGUGUGCAUAUGUGUAUCUUGGCAAAAUUUAAUUGAACCUCAUUUUAAUUAGCAAAGUGAAUUCUGCUGGGUUGUCCAAUUUUUCGCACUAAUUACAGAUGAUCUGGUAAUGGAGUGACUGGUCGUUUUUGUCAUUCGCCAUUGGCUGCUCGUUCUGCAUUGAACACUCUUGACUAAUGAAGUGCAGCAGCUUUUGUAAUUAACAUUUUUUUUCGUUUAACAUUUAUCCUUUUCUGAAUAAUAAUUGUCUGUCUUCACUUUUAAAGGCCUAUUUUGCGUUCAUUGCAGCCUUAUUUGUGAAGUGGUGAUUUAAAAGCAGUCGUUCUCAUCUCUGCGAUGCUCCGGAACCAAAAUCCAUUCCAGAUUUUCACCUCUCCCGUUUAGCAGAGUCAGAAUGCACAUUGCAUGAUCAAUAAUACGGCUGAAUGAGGAUGAGUCGCUGAACACGGGAGAGCUGAAAUGGAUUCUGCUUCCAACGAGUGAAACUUGAGAAUUUCCGGUUGAAAACGUGACGUCUCAGACACAGAAACAGAAUGCAGCGUUGUGACUCGCAGUGUAAGUUGUAAAGAAAAAAUUAGGCCUUAAGUUUCCAGCAUUUGUCCCCAUGUGCCUUCAAUGAAGGCCUCAUACAAUUCAGGUGCAAACCCGUUGUUUUUUAAUUUGCGGCAGGGAACACGUUUCUGUUGUGAAGAAUACCGUUGCAGUGAGAUGCACAUGGCUACAGCACUGGGCUGCAGGCACACAAUACGGGCAGUCCACUGCAGUGGAGAGCUCGAUUGUACAAAUUCCAAACGGAGUUGAAUUUAUUCCAAUGAUUCCGUGAGCCCAGACUAGAUAUCUCACUUCUUGGUACCGCUUGAGGUGUCGUAGCUUUAGUGAUACAAAUGUCUUGGCCAUUAAUAAUGGAUUGUGUAAUAACUAUUUGAAAUGAGUAGGUUAUAAAACAAUUCACUCUUAUUAGCCAUAUAAUACAAUCUGUACAAAUAAAGUGUGGUGCCUGAGGUGGUACCAAUAUUUGCUCCGGCCCAUGAACUAAUUUGAAAAGCUGUGUGUUGAGGAGUUGCAUGAUCAAACCGAAUCUCAUAAUAAGAGAUUUCUGACACUACUGUCAAAUGCAUUCUAUAAUUCUAUAAUGUUAGCAAAAUGGGAAAAUGUUCUCGGGUUUUCAAAAUGUGGAUUUGGCACCUGAGAAACGGCACGGUGCAAUUGCGACCUACCCCAACUUAGAAGGUCCCCUUGAGGCUUGUUUAGUCUUCUCUGUCUGCUGUCUAGCCUCAACUGAGCCAAAGAGCCACCCACAGCCCCUGCGUAUCGCCGUCUCGCAUUGUGGGAGCAGGCCUGCCAUUGCCAUGUGGCGCAUCAUCGAGUGGUGGUUGACCGAAAGGUUAAAGUUUAAGCGUGGAUUCAUUUUCCUAUUUGGGGUUGCUUUAUUCGGCGUUUCUUAAGCUUUUGCCACGCACGACUGCGGCCGUCUUCAGGAGUUGAAGUGCUCGCAAAAGUGCACUUGGAUUAUAAGUUGCUGCGAAAAGGUAAAUGUUUAAAAGGUUAAGGUUGGUAAAAAAAAAAUACAAUGGACAGUGAAAAUAUCAGGAGGUAAUAAAGACUUAGCAUUAUCACUGUUUAUCGAAUACACCUGCAAAUGUACAUUCUGCAGCAACGUGAGGUUUAAUUACUAUAAAAUAUACAUUUCCACGCAUACAGCGAUGUAAUGUAAGCAUGCAUGACGAUUCAUAUUUUUUCAGAAUGUUGCAGUGGGGUGGGGGGGGUGAUCUCAACAUUCAUACGUUGUAAAUAUUUGCGGCGUGCCUCGUGGCUGAUGUCCCCGCAAGGCGACGCUGAACAGGCAGGGCCCUCCAGUCUCGUGACGUCGCUAGUCCGUGACGUCACAAUUACUCCAGGCACACCAGACGGGUUGGGCAGUCGCGCAUCAACAUUCGUGAGCAGCCCCCCCCCCCCCCCCCCCCGUAGCUUCGUGCCCACCUUUCACGCCGGGGGGGGGUCAAUUGUUCUGGUCGAGAAUUCUGCAUCGCAUGAAACUGAUAACCUUUCCAUCGUGGUAACCCUCUUGCAGCUCCUUGAGAGGUAUAACACACGCAAGGUAAUUGGUUACGUGUGGUGGCGGUUUUCUAAAGACGCUGCUUCUUAAGGAGGACUUGAAAUCAAACAUUUAGGUUGUGUUCAAUCUGAAGCCGGUGUUUCAAAAACACGUUCCUUCGGAGUGGGCAGGUUGGAACUUGGUUGGACAGCGCAUUCGUGCACGACAGACAGACGAUCCCUGGUGGGCAGUGUGGAACCUGUUCCUACCUGUAUUACCUUUUAGGGGAUUGAUUUAAACAUUUGUAAGGGAAGCUUUGGGAAAUAUGGUUGUGUUGGAACGUGUCAUUGUAUAUGUUUAAACUUUAACUGUGAGCAGUUUGCAGCUCCGGCUUUAUGAUACACCGUCACCUAAAUUUGCUCGUGAUAGCCACACGGUCAUUAUUACCUCCUUCAUAGCACACUUUGGUGAUUCCACGCGAAUAUAAACAGGACAUAGAGGUGGCUGGGUGCCUCGGGGGGGAGGGUGAAUGUUAGCACCGUAGCCGGCACAUCUGGAAUCAUGGGUGUGGAUGUGGACAACCACCUCUGAACAACCCCAGCUUUUCAGAGGUUGCAAAUUAACGUCCUCUGUCUUCUCACCGAUGACCGGACACAGAUGGAAAUGUCCUGCUAUGACUCGACUCAAAUUUCACAACUGGAGUGUAGUUGAAGGUGGGGGGAGGGGUGAGAUAAAAUUAAGAAAAAAAACAAUUGGUUGAAAAUGUUACUUUUUAAGCCCAUGUUGAACGGGUUUGUGGUGAGUACACAUACAGCGCGAUGUGCUUUGGUCAAUUCGGAUUUGAGGCGUGAUACCAUGCUGUUUAGCGUUCAGUUGUAAACGGUGAAGCCGACGUACGGUGUCCAUAAGGAUGCGCAACUAUCCAUAGGACUACCCGACUGCCAAUUCGAGCUGCUUUUCACAGCCCAUGUUAAGCAGGUGAGCAGAGAGCAUAGAUCGAUGAGCUCAUUAACUUUCACGUUCGACGACUUCAAGCAGCAUGGUUAAACCGCCAUAACCCUUGACCUAGCCAAUGCUAAUAUGUAACGUAUUUAGCUUGUUUUUAUCAAUGGAUCAUUUCAAUUAAACCGCUGCAAAGCAAGUUUUGCAUGAAAAAUGUCGAUGUAAUAGAUGAAGGUGCAACAGUUUUAAAUUGGCAUGUGUCCUGUUUAGGACCUUCAUUUUGACAACUCGUACACUGGAAUCCACCUUACAGUGUGGCACUCCACACAAUGUGUACAUUUUGACAUUCCUUGCCCAGGAAAUUCUGAGUGGUCACCGGUCUUUCAAGAGGUUUCUGCUUGGGAAGUUUCGCCCCGUCCAUAUUUUUAUGCUUAUGCUCGUCGAAUAAAACCCGAGUGUCUGGAGGUAAUCGACAAACUGCGGAGGAAUCGCCUCCUGCCAUCAAUGUACUUGCUGUGCUGCCUCCUGUGGGCCUCUUGCUUCUCCAUCUGUGUGGUCCACCAACUCUGCCUCCCAAGUCUCUACUACAGGCGUAUACCACCACAUUUGCCUUGCCAGUACUGGAAGACUGUGGCGUGUCGGCUGUGAUGUUUAGUUCCGUCUGUGUAACGCAAAGACAUUAACGGAUUGAAGCCGUCAGUUUAGUGUGUGUGUGUAAGCGUGCGUUGUGGAAGAAAAAGUUAAUUCUGUGUUGCCUAAAGAGUUCUGGGAAUAAUUAUGGGUGCACUGAAUCGGACUUGCUAUCUUGCCGAAUAUAUUAGUUGAUAUCUGACCCGGUUUGAAUUUGAAACCAAAUAAAGUUUUUAUAUAUACACAAAAAACAAACUCGCGUAACAUACACUGAUAAAUAAUGUAGAAUGUAAAUGCUGCAAUGAGACGAAACAUUUUAAAAGCGCGUGUUUAAAUGGGAUCAUGCAGAUAAUACAGGUUUAGGGGUGACUUAGACUAAUUGAGUGGGAUGGUAACAAAGGCGGAUAAAAAUGUCAAUAUUGAAUAUGUACUUACAUUUUUUAUAUUUACAUCGAGUAAUAGAUACCCAAAUAGCAAAAAUAUUACCGGAUACUGGCUCGAUCUAAAAUCAAACUGUAUAUUCGGUGUACCCCGAGUGAGAUGUUGUAUAGCAGGUGAUAAAACGACGACUUGAGCCGAGUCUGUUCCAUCAUGAGUGGCCGGAUAGCUUUGUGGUUAAAACUUCGCUGUCGCUUAAAUUAAACACUCGCAGGCCACUCGGCGCCAUUCACAAAUGCAAACCUUUGACAAGUAACCCAAAUCACAAAAUGUUACCAUGAACAAAUAUCAAUGACGGGAACUAUUCCUCUAACUACAUUUGCCAUAGUCUCUCAAAUGAGCUCGGUGAGAAUUGUUGCAGUAAGCCUCGUACAAUGGCGAUGGUCGGCGUGGUCCUGCAUUGUGUGAUCAGUUGCUUAAUGCCAUAUGGUUGUAACCCCCAAUAAGAUGAAAAAAGAUAUCCACCUGCACUUUAGAAGAAUGGGAUACAGCUAAGAUAUAUGGAAGCCAUGUUUUCAAAGUCUAAAGAUAUUUUUGUUAUCACGUUUGAGAACAUUGAAUGGAAUCAAUCUUAAGACUGCUCUAAUGGCCACGCUUGAAACUUCAUGAAAAUUCACGCUGGUAGAUAUCAAUUCCUUUUAACUAGUUAAUGACCAUUUUCGCUCAUUGCAGAAGAGACGAAUGACCAUGUCGCUUUGAAACACUUCUUAAAUUGAGUUCAUUUUAAUAAGUCCGGGUAAGAGUCCUAAAAACCCAUAAGAAUCUUGUCCCAUGGAGGCUUGGAAAAAAGAUUUUUCUUAAUGUUAUUUGCCAGUAGAAUUUGACACUGCCAACACAGUCGACUAUUUCUAGGAACCGGUAAUGGAGAUUAUUUGUAACAUCCAAUCUACAAAAAACGGACAAUACCAGGGUCUUGUGGAAAUUGAAGUGAUGAUCCAUACAAUUCGGCACAGUGGCGAGCAAUUCUUCCCACUAAGCCUCCCAGCCACCUAUAUGUUCCUGUGUAUCCAUGUGUGUGCAGCAUAUAUUGGGACGAAAACAAGCCUGGAGGAUCUUUUAUUUUUUUUUCUGUUAAAAUUUAUUAACGUUUUAUAGCAAGAGGAUGCAUCGUAGUAUUUUCAAAACUAUGAUUUCGUUUGACUUGUCAAAGUGUGUAGAAGUGUUGUGAAUUGAAGUGGCUUUAUGUUGUCACCUUUCCAUAGCAAGACCCCUUUUUGUGUCUUUCUGUUGCGGACAUGUUGAUGUGUUGGUGUCUUGAGUAAAACAGACGCUUGCCCCAAUUAGGCGUUUCCUUCCUUACAGCUGUGGAGAUGUGAUGGUGUGCUCUAAGACUUGUAACGAUAGUUCCUUCUGUUCGUAACAUCUUAGGCUCAAGGCCUUCCCUCUCUAAUAUCUCACCUGCCUUGCAAUGAACAUUCCAGUCUCGGCUUUGCAUUUCGCAAAUGUAUACAUUCAAGGUGUCAAAUGACUAAGCAUUGUGGCGAGACUUUAUAAAACAAGAAAGAAUGGGCUUUUCCAUUAAGCUUGGUAUUGUCAAAUGAUGAACAAAUGAAACCGUCAUUGAUGAUCUUAAAGACGUUAUGUUUAUAGCAGGUGAAACAGUGGGAGUGCUGUCUAUAGAUUGGCAAAAAAACAAAUCGGUUUGUAUAAAACCUGCAACAUUUAAAGAUCGUGCUACAAGUCUGGUGCUGACAUUAAAUGACGAAAGAGUUACUCGAAGUUUGCCAGCCACCCUUAUCACUAAUUUUUGAAGUGCCUGAAAUAUAUUGGCUUUCUUAUGCCCAGUGUCAUGUGCCGUUACAGUCCAAUAUUAAAACAAAAAGUGUUUGUGACGAGCAUGUAUGAGCAUCAACAAGACCCCGACAGGAGUGAUGUGGCUACAAAAGAAAAGCUCUUUCACCUUAAGCACAAACAGCUAAGAGGCAAAACGAAACAUAAAUGAGUGAUAAGGUUUGGUAACUGAUGGUUGCCAAGUCAAAUUAUAUAGCACGAGUUAACUUUUUAAUGACUGACAGUGUGUGAAAUAAUCUCUUGGUAAGUUUGACACCCUAUGUUUACACACGUCUUUAGCACAAUCUUACAUACGUUAUUGGGCAGGCAAAUGUAUCAUUACUGUUGUACCCUUUCAAUGUUGUCUCUUCAUUCUUAAUGUGUUUUCUCAUUGCAGUAUAUUGGUUCAAAUAACUUGUUACCCAUUUUAAAGCACGACGUUAGUAUAAUGCGUCGUGAGGAAUUUUAGAUUGUUGACAGUAGCCACUACGCCUUGCUUCUGCUAUAAAGAUAAUUGGUCCAUCAUGGAAUUGGUUGUUUAGGUUCUUGCUUAAAGACUCAUGUCAUAGUUCACUGCUUGACCGUGACUGAUUUGAUUCUGCCUACCUUCAACAAAGUAAUGACGUAAAUACCUCCUUUAUGUUAAACGAGAAGGGAAUCAAUGUAAGCAUCGGUAUGUUUCAACACGUUUCAUACGCGCUCAUUUCGUCUUAUGUUCAAAGGUAAUAGUGAGCGGUUCCCCACAAACUUAACAUUUUUAGCUGAGAGAUUUAUAGUAACCGUUGGAUAUGCUAUUCUGUCAAACAUUUUUAUAGCUUUCAUUUUUAACUGUAAUUGUUUAUGCAUUAUAGAUGUCGCGUGUAUUUGUCUUAGCCAGUAACUUGGACAUAAUGAACACACUCGUUGGAGUUUUGUCGAGGAAUGUCAUUGAAAGAAAUGUCACCCAGUGAGAUAAUGUGGUCUGUCAAGGUUUUCCAAAAUGCACCCUCUCAUUAGAGCAAGAAAAUUGGUAAAGUUGUCCGCACCCGCAUUGGCUUAGAUCGCAGGCUCUCGUUUGGAAAGAAACAUAACCAUAGGGAGAGAGGCUCUCGUUUAGAUGGCUACAGUUUUGAAAUAUCCCCAGUCUUACAAAUGAGACAAGUAUGCUUAUUUAUUAAGUGUAGGAAUAAGUAAUGGAUGUUCCUCGGUAGGUUUGUGAUCUGCUUUUUUCCACCGCUUGCACAUUUUUUUGGCAAAAAUAUGGGUGUUGUGACAAUGUUGUCAAAAUAUUCAAGCGAAUUAUUUGUUCCCCUUGGGUGGUGCCAAUUUCACGAUUUUUUUGUACUCCCUAAAGUUUAAAUAGCCUUGUUUUAAAUGUCUCAUUCGGCAAAUCCAAAUGGAAAUAUUGUUAGAUGGCAAGUUUUCAAUAAAAUGUUGUGCUCUAUAUCAAUGUGGGAAAAAUCAGUUUGUAAUCUACUGGUAGAUUACAUAGCAUCCGACCAGCUUAGGUUGCAAAUGAAACAGAGCUGAUGGAUUUAAACGCUUACCUUUAGUGACAAUAGUUGGGAGAUGGUGCCUCCAACCUCAUUCGUAAAAUUAUUAACUCACUGCUUGAGCUUUUGAGCAUUUGAAUUUGCUAAUCGCAUUCCGUCAAAAUGGGUGCACAUUUGGCUUUUCGCAAUGCCUGUUUUUAUUUAGGACUGGCAGUUGAUUUCAUUGGAGUAGUAGUGAAACCAGAAGAUAUAAACGAGCAUAUGCCAGCUGCCGUGUUUCUUGAGGGAGCCACAGUGGCAGAGUAAAAUUUUUGAGAGAGAUGCAUGGAUGUGGUGUGUUGUGCCUGUACAGCAGAACUGUUCUUGGCGUGUGUCCAGCAUGGCUUGUAAAUAAACUUUUAUUACUGGGAACGCA
Molecule: messenger RNA, 8681 nt
Organism: Lethenteron reissneri (Far Eastern brook lamprey)
Lineage: Eukaryota; Metazoa; Chordata; Hyperoartia; Petromyzontiformes; Petromyzontidae
Product: cAMP-regulated phosphoprotein 19-like
Cellular component (GO): cytoplasm
Molecular function (GO): protein phosphatase inhibitor activity
Source: RefSeq, a predicted model, not a curated record